AUGGUUUCGAGCGAUGCUGCCAUUGCCGUCGCCCACCACCACCCGAACCGACGAGAAAAGGCUGAAGCCAAUUAUCAUCCAAUCAAUUGGCAGCCGUCGACGUACGAUGCGGACGAGUCGGACUUAGAGGAAUGGUUUGAAAUGCCUCGUCCGUUGCUCUCGACGCAUCCCAACUACCCGCUAGAGGAGUUAGAGCUGGACCUCGAAGAGACUUUGUCGACCAUACGGGAGCAAAGGACUUCGGGGGUGAUGAUGCCAGCAGACGUCGUUAAAAUUAAACGAAUCAUUUACCUAUUCAUGCGUGACAUGAACAUCGUCACAUGCGAUGUAAAUUCUCGCUAUUUGCCCCCCAGCGCGACUUGCGAAUACAGGGCACCGGAAUCAGAACCAGAGGAAGAGAUCGAGUUGAUCAUCCCUAGUUCCGAUUCCGAAGACUUAGAAAUGUCCUUCAGCGAGCCCGAAUCUGAUUCAGAAGACCUGUUUCAGGUAGAAAUGGGAAAGAAAAGGAGCCCGAUGUCACGCUACUCUUCCGGUUAUUUCACUCCCAAUUUUGACACCAGUAAGUCGGUGCUUAAAUCUUCUAAAAUUCCCCGAGACUUACCUGGCGAAGCUUUCCAUUCUUCAAAUUCACAAACUUCGAACCCCGAAUCCCUCCGAAAGCAGACCCGGUCGUUCAAGAUCCGGAAAAAGGCCAACCUAAAUCUUCAAGCGGAACCUACGGCCAAAGAACUGUGCGAAAACCUGAUUUCGAUAUUGGCACCCUACCCUUCAACGAACAUUCCCCGUUCCGGACGCACACCUGGAACCCCCCAAAAGGUCUUUUCAGUCAAUAAAAAGAAGAAUAAACAUGUCUAG
Molecule: messenger RNA, 855 nt
Organism: Aedes albopictus (Asian tiger mosquito)
Lineage: Eukaryota; Metazoa; Arthropoda; Insecta; Diptera; Culicidae
Exons: 2
Coding region: 1-855 (284 amino acids)
Source: RefSeq, a predicted model, not a curated record